This is a messenger RNA of Diceros bicornis minor, 906 nucleotides long. It is a transcript of the gene PRDX1, whose product is annotated as peroxiredoxin 1. Gene Ontology annotation, cellular component: cytosol. The record is from RefSeq and is a predicted model, not a curated record. The coding region runs from base 35 to 634 and encodes 199 amino acids. Gene Ontology annotation, biological process: cellular response to stress; leukocyte activation; response to oxidative stress. The transcript has 6 exons. Lineage: Eukaryota; Metazoa; Chordata; Mammalia; Perissodactyla; Rhinocerotidae. Gene Ontology annotation, molecular function: thioredoxin peroxidase activity.
UGGUGGUUUUUGUGUAAGAGCUGCUGAUAGCAAGAUGUCUUCAGGAAAUGCCAGAAUUGGGCACCCUGCCCCCAACUUCAAAGCCACGGCUGUUAUGCCAGAUGGUCAGUUCAAAGAUAUCAGCCUGUCUGACUACAAAGGAAAAUAUGUUGUGUUCUUCUUUUACCCUCUCGACUUCACCUUUGUGUGCCCCACGGAAAUCAUUGCUUUCAGUGAUAGGGCAGAAGAAUUUAAGAAACUCAACUGCCAAGUGAUUGGUGCUUCUGUGGAUUCUCACUUCUGUCAUCUGGCGUGGAUCAACACACCCAAAAAACAAGGAGGACUGGGAUCCAUGAACAUUCCCUUGGUAUCAGACCCAAAGCGCACCAUUGCUCAGGACUAUGGCGUCUUAAAGGCUGAUGAAGGCAUCUCGUUCAGGGGCCUCUUUAUCAUUGAUGAUAAAGGUAUCCUUCGGCAGAUAACUGUAAAUGACCUCCCUGUUGGCCGCUCAGUGGAUGAGACUCUGAGACUAGUUCAGGCCUUCCAGUUCACUGACAAACAUGGGGAAGUGUGCCCAGCUGGCUGGAAGCCUGGCAGUGAUACCAUCAAGCCUGAUGUCCAGAAGAGCAAAGAAUAUUUCUCUAAGCAGAAAUGAGCACUGGGCCAUUUUAGGGCCAGGCUGCAGUGGGCAGCCGUAACGAAACUUCUUUUGUUGUACUAUUGUCAUGCUUAAAAUACAAGACCUUAGACUCAACCCACAUAUGAUAAUGGGACAGGACAGGCUUUUCCUGCAGGGGUUGGGGAGGCCAGCCUUCCUUCCUCUGGAGGGAAUGGCCUGAGUUGUGCUGCGGGGCAGGCCAACUGAUGUGUGCAGUAGUGGGGCAUCACUUUUGAUCUUUUGUAGUUUCUAUUAAACUUGAACUGAGA